Molecule: messenger RNA, 540 nt
Organism: Entamoeba invadens IP1
Lineage: Eukaryota; Evosea; Mastigamoebida; Endamoebidae
Exons: 2
Coding region: 1-540 (179 amino acids)
Source: RefSeq, a predicted model, not a curated record
AUGAACAGAUUGCUAUUAUUGUCAUUCAAGACACCAUUCACACUUGGUACCAAUUCAGAAAUUGGAUCUGGUUCAGAUUGUUCCAAAAGGUCAGACCAACACUUAAGAGAAGAAGAGUUGAUGAAGAACUCGCAGCCAAAAACAAAGAAAUUGAAGCUUGUUGAAGAAAUUGCUGAAGAAAUUGCAAAGAGAGAAGCCGCUGAGAAGGCACUUGCUGAGAUGAAAAUCAAGAACGUCGACUUGGUAGCUUUAGUCCAAAAACGAAAUAUUGAACACAAAGCAACUAUUGCUAAGAGGAAUAGUGUCAUCACUGAGUUGAACAAAAACAUUGAAGAUAAGGAAGGCGAAAUUUCUGACUUGAAGAACAAGCUUGAAGCCGAAGAAGACAAUUCAAAGGAUCUUGAGACACAAUUGUACGAGAAGGAAGACGACACUGCUGAUUUGGAGAAGGAGGUUGCUGCGUUGAAAGACCAGAACACUCAACUUGAUGCUGCUAAGAAGGAUAUGAAACAGUGGUCUAUCGAACGCAACGAAGAUUGA